AUGUUCUGUAUUCUUGCACACCGUAUUCGAGGACAAACACAUCCAAAUGUGUUUCCACACCAUAUUCAGAAGGAUCUGCAGACACCUUUGAGCAUCAUACGCAACCAAACUAUACCCACCCAGUAUACCCACCAACUAAUACCACCCACUAUACCCACCCAAUAUGCCCACCACCUGUACCAAGCAUACCAACCAACUAUACCACCCAGUAUACCACCAACUAUACCCCCAGUAUACCCAACCCAGUAUACCAACUAUACCCACCCAGUAUACCAACCCAGUAUACCCACCCAUAUACCACCCAAUAACCCACCCACCUAUACCACCCAGUAUACCAACCAACUAUACCAACCCAGUGUAAAUACCAAACUAUACCCACCCACAACCAACUAUACCCACCCAGUAUACCAACCAACUAUAACCCACCCGUAUAACCACCAACCAACUAUAGCCACCGCAUACCAACCAACUGUACCAACUAUACAACUAACCACCCAGCAUACCAACCCAUAUACCCACCCAGUAUACCCACCCAGUAUACCAACCAACUAUACCCACCCAGCAUACCAACCCAGUAUACCCACCCAGCAUACCAACCAACAGCAUAUACCAACAAUACCACAAGUAUACCACCCAACAUACCCCAGUAUACCAACCCAGUACCCCACCCAUACCAACCAACUAUACCCAGCCCAGCAUACCAACCCGUAUACCCACCCAGCAAUACCCACCCACCCAGCAUACCCCACCCAGAGUACGCCCCCACCAGUAAUUCCCCAAGUGACUCCCCCUAGGUAUCCCACCCCGAUCCCGGUGACUACCCCCACGUGCCUUAUCCAUGGUGACUCCCCUAGGUAA
Penaeus vannamei (Pacific white shrimp) is the source of this 858-nucleotide messenger RNA. Lineage: Eukaryota; Metazoa; Arthropoda; Malacostraca; Decapoda; Penaeidae. The record is from RefSeq and is a predicted model, not a curated record.